GCAUCGCGAACGCGUCGCAGUAGGGGUGCAGUCUGUCUACCGUUUGGUGGCGAGCGGGAACGCUGCCCAAUCCAUUCGCUUCCGAUGUUUUGUCGCGGGCACAGACAAAUGAGCGUCAUGCUAUUUCUCGGCAUUUUGCUGCCGAUGUUGCUGACCGGAGUAGGCUGCGAUGAAAUUCCGCUGUCUGACAACGACGGGCCAGCCAAAAACACCACAUUGCCGGACACCCUGGCCCGGCCCAGGGACGUUACGGUGGCUGCCGAGGAUGCGCAGGAAAAGCUGCGCGCGGCUACCUCAUCGCCUUUCGCUGAAGGUGUGGCGGCGAGCCCCGAGUACAACAUCAGCGGCUCCGAGUCGGCCUGGAGCACCGACCUAGUGGGAGAGCCGGUGGCGGAGAUCAUUUUGGUAAGACAUGGCGUAUCCGACUUUGCCACCGAGAGCGACGUGACGGAGCGCGCCAACGAGGGGCUCAACGCUAGCGGAAAUCCGGACUCGCCACUGCCCUUCCUGAAAGACAAACACCACGGCGACUUCCAAGACCGCGAAAGACACGGAGCUGCAGAGACAACGACGACGGAUGGUGCCGUGGACAGCGUCCUGCUGCCACCACCACAGGUCUCUACCGACUCAUCCUCGGUGCCUGGUCACGACAUCCCGGCAGCUUCGGUGCCGGCUCGCUAUGCCUUGGAUCCGGCAGCAGAGUGUACCGAAAAGGGUCGCCACAGGGACAAAGAGCAUCGUUUUGGCGUCGGGCUCAAGGUGAUGCCACGUUCGCACACGGCCCCGAGGAAAUCGAUUAUGCGGCCACGCAAGAGCCGCCGUGGUACUCUGCGUAAGGUCAAAGUGGUGCUGUCACGCGCCAAUCGCAGCAACCACACGACAACGAUGCCACCACCGUCGCUACCACUGCUGCCGCUACCCCCGUUGGCGGAAAGGGCCGACCCGGACAGGCUGACGCUGCGCGAGCUCGGUUGCCUGCCGCUGGAGACAAGCCCGGCGGUGCAGGACCGCUCGACGUGUCCGUUCCGCUUCCUGACCAGCUUCGACCGGCGCAGACUGCCCAGACUGGUUACCACCGUGCGCUGCAUGUGCCCCGGUAGUCCUUGCAGUUCACGGAGGGGUUACCGUUGCCUGGAGGUCAGCCGUCCAGUGACCCUGAUGCGCCGUGUAGGCAGGGUCUACGUCGACACAAUCGAAGAGGUGCCCGUGGCGUGCGUUUGCGCCUACGUUGGCCGCAAAUCGCGUGGCCGCAGCCGCUGAGCAAACCGCCGCUGGCGCUCGUCUGUGACAGCAUCGACGGGUUGCCAGGGAGCAUGUCAUUGAUUAAAAUAGGCGAGCAGUACUCGGAUCUUUUUUGUGUGUUCUCUUUGA
Messenger RNA from Dermacentor silvarum, 1371 nucleotides. RefSeq lists its product as uncharacterized. The coding region runs from base 85 to 1260 and encodes 391 amino acids. The record is from RefSeq and is a predicted model, not a curated record. The transcript has 2 exons. Gene Ontology annotation, molecular function: cytokine activity. Gene Ontology annotation, cellular component: extracellular region. NCBI's taxonomy places the organism in Eukaryota, Metazoa, Arthropoda, Arachnida, Ixodida, Ixodidae.